UGCACACAGAGCUCCCUCCGUGUUACCCCCGAUCAGUGCCCCAGAGAGGGACCCCACUUACCCCACGACGGAAAUCAUCAUGGCAGCCACCACCAGGUAGUUGGUCUGAUAAUAGAGCAGGUUGCUCACCACGCGGUUGUUCCAUUUGGAAAUGUCCCUGAAGUCCGGCCGGGCGAAGCGGUCAGAACCCGGGAAGAAGUCGUCCCAGGCGCGGAGAGGGGCGAUACUCACGUCCAUGUCUCGUCUCUCAGCUUCUUGUUCUUUGCCUCUGGAAUCUGGCGGCGGCGGCGGCGGCAACCGAUCAGCUGAGCUAGGCUCUAUGAAAGCAUUGUGGGAGACAAAAAAAGGUGAGAAGAAUGCAGCCUUGCUCUGCCUUCAAGGAUCUUGAGAUGCAGUGGAAAUACUAACUUAAAUACAAGACAGCAAGAGGAGAGCUAGAUAGAGGACGUGCCAGGCCUUGGUGCUGAGUUACAGGAAGUCAGAGGGUGUAGAAGAAUUCCCUGGGGCUUAAGAAUUUCAAGAAGCAGCACCCUGGGCAAGCUGAGUAAAUCAUCUCGGUCAAGACCAGCGGAGGAGCCCCAGUAGGACCCCACACCUGUUGGAGAGAUCAACGAGCAUUAGGAGCUGUGACCAAGAACUUUUACCUUCCAUUUGCUCAGUACUGCAUGAUCGGAGAAGAAAAGAAGGAGAAUAGAGGAGCUGCUGGCUGAGAAAAUGGCUGUUGAUGGUGGGUGUGGGGACACUGGAGACUGGGAAGGUCGCUGGAACCAUGUAAAGAAGUUCCUCGAGCGAUCUGGACCCUUCACACACCCUGAUUUCGAACCGAGCACUGAAUCUCUCCAAUUUUUGUUAGACACAUGUAAAGUUCUAGUCAUUGGAGCUGGCGGCUUAGGAUGUGAGCUCCUGAAAAAUCUGGCAUUGUCUGGUUUUAGACAGAUUCAUGUUAUAGACAUGGACACUAUAGAUGUUUCCAAUCUAAAUAGGCAGUUUUUAUUUAGGCCUAAAGAUGUUGGAAGACCUAAGGCUGAAGUUGCUGCAGAAUUUCUAAAUGACAGAGUUCCUAAUUGCAAUGUAGUUCCACAUUUCAACAAGAUUCAGGAUUUUAAUGAUACUUUCUAUCGACAAUUUCAUAUAAUUGUGUGUGGACUGGAUUCUAUCAUAGCCAGAAGAUGGAUAAAUGGCAUGCUGAUAUCUCUUCUAAAUUAUGAAGAUGGUGCAUUAGAUCCAAGCUCCAUUGUCCCUUUGAUAGAUGGGGGGACAGAAGGUUUUAAAGGAAAUGCCCGAGUGAUUUUGCCGGGAAUGACUGCUUGUAUUGAAUGCACACUGGAACUGUAUCCACCACAGGUUAAUUUUCCCAUGUGCACCAUUGCAUCUAUGCCCAGGCUACCAGAACACUGUAUUGAGUAUGUAAGGAUAUUGCAGUGGCCUAAGGAGCAGCCUUUUGGAGAAGGGGUUCCAUUAGAUGGAGAUGAUCCUGAUCAUAUUCAGUGGAUUUUCCAAAAAUCCCUAGAGAGAGCAUCACAAUAUAAUAUUAGGGGUGUUACGUAUAGACUCACUCAAGGGGUAGUGAAACGAAUCAUUCCUGCAGUAGCUUCCACAAAUGCAGUCAUUGCAGCUGUGUGUGCCACUGAGGUUUUUAAAAUAGCCACAAGUGCAUAUAUUCCCCUUAAUAAUUACUUGGUAUUCAAUGAUGUAGAUGGACUGUACACAUACACAUUUGAAGCAGAGAGAAAGGAAAACUGCCCAGCUUGUAGCCAGCUUCCUCAAAAUAUUCAGUUUUCUCCAUCAGCUAAACUGCAGGAAGUUUUGGAUUAUCUAACCAAUAGUGCUUCACUGCAGAUGAAAUCUCCAGCCAUCACAGCCACAUUAGAGGGAAAAAAUAGAACACUUUACUUACAGUCAGUAACCUCUAUUGAAGAACGAACAAGGCCCAAUCUCUCCAAGACAUUGAAAGAAUUGGGACUCGUUGAUGGGCAAGAACUGGCAGUUGCUGAUGUCACCACACCACAGACUGUACUGUUCAAACUUCAUUUUACUUCUUAAAAUAAAUAUGCACAUAAUAGAAAACUCAUGGAAAUAUUAUACUUUGUGGAUGCUAAGAGGUUUAAUUGAUGUCAUUUUUAGCAUUAGUGUUGCUGAAAUUUGACUUUUUUUUAUAUAAAUGAGCCACUCUUUUUUAACUUUAUAACUUUCCCUUGAAGACAGAAUUUUGGGGUUGGUGCUUGUAAGCAUUUUCAUUAAUAAUAUGGGAAAGGAUGCCUGGAGAGAGAUGAUAAGCAAAUGUAUUGCUUCUUUUAGAGGAGGUGGCAAACACCCUUUUGUGUGUGAAUUUUGUUAUUAUGGUCAAAGAAUGCAUUUCUCAGUUUUCAUUUGAACACCCACAUAUACAAAAGAUGUCCCUUUAAAGAAAAUUAAGUUUUAAAUAACAUUAAAUAUUACAACCUGACAUCUAGAGCAUAUUGAACAUAGCCUAUUUCUUGCUUGAUUUAAUAUUCAUUUAAUUGUGGCUGUCCAAAUGAGUAUUAAUUAUUGCAGAGAUUACCUUGUCCAUAAUAAUUUGUAAAUGGUGUUAUAGCUGAAUACCUGUGCAUGGAAAUGGGAAAUAUUUUCAUGUGUUUACUACAGUGCCAUAGAGGCCAAUAUGCACAACAUGAAAGCCAAGACAUAGAUGUUUAAAAAAAUUUAAUGUUUAAACAGUUAUCACUGAUGCUUUUGUGCUAUUUAUUAAUAAAAUCAUAUAUUGUCUACUUUU
Molecule: messenger RNA, 2752 nt
Organism: Equus caballus (horse)
Lineage: Eukaryota; Metazoa; Chordata; Mammalia; Perissodactyla; Equidae
Gene: UBA3
Product: ubiquitin like modifier activating enzyme 3
Biological process (GO): protein neddylation
Cellular component (GO): cytoplasm; nucleus
Molecular function (GO): NEDD8 activating enzyme activity
Source: RefSeq, a predicted model, not a curated record